Molecule: messenger RNA, 1026 nt
Organism: Sporothrix brasiliensis 5110
Lineage: Eukaryota; Fungi; Ascomycota; Sordariomycetes; Ophiostomatales; Ophiostomataceae
Product: cinnamoyl-CoA reductase
Exons: 5
Coding region: 1-1026 (341 amino acids)
Molecular function (GO): oxidoreductase activity, acting on the CH-OH group of donors, NAD or NADP as acceptor
Source: RefSeq, a predicted model, not a curated record
AUGGCGACGCCACAAUACGCACUGCCGGUCGGGUCUCUGAUUCUCGUUACGGGAGCCAAUGGUUACAUCGGAUCGCACGUCGCAGAUGUCCUCCUUGGUCUGAAAUAUCGCGUUCGGGGUACUGCUCGAGAGGAUAAGCCCUGGUUGAACGAGCUCUUCGAAACCAAGUAUGGCAAAGGCGCGUUUGAGUCUUUCGUGCUUCGUGACAUGCAGGAUGAGAGCGAUUGGGAAUUGGCCAUGCGUGGAAUUGAUGGAGUUGUGCACGUCGCUGGCGACGUCAGCAUGAACACGGAUCCUUCCGUGGUUAUCCCCCAGACGCAGCAAGCAACCAGGAAUAUUCUGAAUGCUGCUGCCAAGAACCCGCAAAUUCAACGUUUUGUUCUGACCUCCUCAUCGUCUGCUGCAAUCAUACCGAAGGCGAAUGUCAAGGGAGCCGUCAUUGAUCAGAGCACGUACAACGAUGAAGCAGUGGCAGCAGCGUGGAGUAACGAGACCCCUGAAGUAUCCAAAGGAUACGCUGUCUACGCCGCGGCGAAGACAGAGGGUGAGCGUGCAGCCUGGGAAUGGAACAAAGACACCAACCCAGGCUUUGUUUUGAACACUGUUCUUCCCAAUUACAAUGUGGGAGAAAUCUUGGUACCGAAAUACCAGCACGGUUCGACGAUGGGCUUUGUGCGUAGUUUUUGGAAGGACAACUACUUCGCGUUCGACACUAUGCCUCCACAAUAUUAUGUCCAUGUCCGAGACUGCGCACGGCUUCACACGGUGGCCUUGCUUGACUCGGCCAUUAAAAACGAGCGCAUCUUUGCCUUUGCAUACGAGUUUAACUGGACAGAUGUUAUCCGGAUUCUCCGCACACUGCGACCGAACAAGACUUUCCAGGACCCGCCGAAGAACGAGGGCCGCGACUACACGGUGGUUACUGGAAGGGAGCGCGCAGAAUCUCUGCUCAAAAGCUUUUUCGGUCAAGACGGAUGGGUUGAUUUAGAGACAGGUCUUGCAGAGGGCAUUGAAGACUUGGAUUAG